Molecule: messenger RNA, 5464 nt
Organism: Apus apus (common swift)
Lineage: Eukaryota; Metazoa; Chordata; Aves; Apodiformes; Apodidae
Gene: KITLG
Product: KIT ligand
Exons: 10
Coding region: 155-1012 (285 amino acids)
Biological process (GO): cell adhesion; positive regulation of cell population proliferation
Cellular component (GO): plasma membrane
Molecular function (GO): stem cell factor receptor binding; cytokine activity
Source: RefSeq, a predicted model, not a curated record
GGGGCGCAGCGGGGCAGGGAGAGGCAGCGCGGGGCUCGCCGUGGGCAACCCCAAUGCGUGGACUAUCGGCUGCUGCAUUAUGCUGGAGCUACAGUUCCGCUGAAGGGAGUUUGCACACGGCCGGCUGGGCUGGACUGCAGCGCUGCCGUUCCUUAUGAAGAAGGCACAAACUUGGAUUAUCACUUGCUUUUGUCUUCAACUACUCCUACUUAAUCCUAUUGUCAAAGCCCAGAGUUCCUGCGGGAAUCCAGUGACAGAUGAUGUAAAUGACAUUGCAAAAUUGGUUGGAAAUCUCCCAAAUGAUUAUAUGAUAACCCUUAAAUAUGUCCCGAAGAUGGAUAGUCUGCCUAAUCACUGUUGGUUGUAUUUGAUGGUGCCUGAAUUUUCAAAGAGUCUACAUAAUCUUCUCCAGAAGUUUUCGGAUAUUUCAGAUAUGUCUGAUGUUUUAAGCAACUAUUCAAUCAUCAAUAAUCUCACAAGGAUAAUUAAUGAUCUUAUGGCAUGUCUAGCUUUUGACAAAAAUAAGGAUUUUGUAAAAGAAAAUGGUCACCUUUAUGAAGAAGGUCAUUUCAUUCCUGAGGAUUUUUUUAGGCACUUUAAUACUACCAUUGAAGUCUACAAGGAAUCUGCAGACAUAUUGGAUAAGAAUGACUGCAUUCUGCCUUCAACAGUAGAAACACCAGAGAAUGAUUCCAGAGUCGCUGUCACAAAAACAUUUUUGUUUCCUCCUGUUGCUGCCAGCUCCCUUAGGAAUGACAGCAUUGGCAGUAACACUAGCAGUAACAAAGAAGCACUUGGCUUCCUUAACAGCUCCAGCCUGCAAGGGAUCAGCAUAGCACUGACAUCUUUGCUGUCUCUUCUUACUGGCUUUAUUUUGGGAGCCAUAUACUGGAAGAAAACACAUCCCAAAUCCAGACCAGAAAGUGAUGAAACUACACAGUGUCAUGACUGUCAAGAGGAAAAUGAGAUAAGUAUGUUGCCGCAAAAAGAAAAGGAACAUCUACAAGUGUAGCUGUUGCUUUUUCUCCCUCAACACUGUUACUGUUUUGUGUACUGGCAGGUAACAGUUCCAUGUUUGCUUCAUAAAUGAAGCAGCUUUAAGCACAUUCAUAUUCCUUCUGGAGUGACAGACUGAGUCUGCAUCUGUUGUUGCUGCCCAUGACUCCAUAGACAUGAUAUGGAAAUGAGGACAAUUUGUGUUUGUUACUGUGAAACCAACACUGAAUUGGACAAUGAGAAGAAGAGCGUGCACUUAGCAGGACUGUUUCUUAUGUGAAUAUCUACCUUGUGUGGCAUUUGGGGAUUUUUAAUUCCAUUAAUGCUUGCAACACUCUUGCAAACAAAGUACAAAAAGCAUCUUUCAAAUGCCUCCAACUAUGUGUAAUCAUCAAAAGUCAUAAAUACCUUUGCAUCCUUAAUUUAAGUUCUAUGUCCUCUACCAUACCUUGAUGUCUUCAGAUGGAGCUCUCUGAACUGACAGAAAAUGCAGAAAUGGAUACAGAUAACAUACUCUUCAAUCUUGUAUAUAAAACUUGAAAGCAAACUCAUGCCAUAGACCCAUAUUCUAGACUUUUACUUAUAAGGAGCUGUGUUUAUACCUGGCAAAGGUCAUGUGUACAUCAACAUGUGGUCUCUUUUGGGUGCCAGGUGGCUGGUUGCCCACCCCAGAAAGCCUCAAGAAUUCAUCCGCUCUGGUGGUCUCUGUUCAGGAGAAGCAAAUACUGGAUGAAGACAAAGUACACAGGAGGUGAAUGUACCUUGUGAAGCUUCAAAGCAUUAAGAGUAACUGCUGGAUAUGUGAACACUCGUGAAAUUUCCAGCCAUGCCAAGGGAAGGAAAAGAGUCUGAAUUGCGUUCAAACAUCCAAAGAAAGACACACCCAUGAAAUUAUUUUAAAUGCUGAAGAUGCAUGCCAUUGAUACCUUGUCUUUAAAUGUGUAGCAUAGAAAUCCUGAAAGAUCCUGAGAGUGUACUUAGCUUUUAGUUACAUCAGCUGUAAUUAAUAUUUGCAUUGUGUUUUAAGUGAUUAGUAAACUUUAAUAUUCUCAGAAAAUUCUCAGAAAAGAGAAAGGCUUUGUUUCCCACUUGUUUUCUGCAUCCAUUGCUGUUGCAACAUCCAUGGAAUCUCUACAGGACUGAUGUACAGACGUGCAUUUUCAAGUAAAUCCUAAAACUACCAUGGUAAAAGUUGCAAGUGUAAUUGCUCAUCUUUUCAUCUUGGCUCUUUCCAGAUAAUGAUUAGGAAAUAUUUAUCUGUAUUAGGGGUUUGUACUUCAGAAGGUAAAAGUGGCUUACUUCAGAUGACAGUAUCUUCUGUCAUCAAACUGAGCAAAUCAGCAAGAGUGUAAGUAACUUGAAAAAAAACAAACCAAAACAAAAAUCGAUCAAUCAAUCAAACAAACAAAAACAGCAACAAAAAGCCCACCGAAAAAGCAAACAAAAAACUAACCCCACCCUUUUAAAUUUUUGCAUAAAGUUGAAGUUCUCUUUAAGGUAUAUAGUUACCUAAAUUUUAAGGAUUCUUGUUUUUAAUCAACUGCUGAAUUUUCUGAGAGCCAUGUAUAAAAAGAAUAUGACAAACAUAUAAUAUAUACAUGUGGGUGUGUGUGCGCGUAUGUGUGUGUGUAUUAUUGGUAAAACUGAUUUAGCUUUCAUACUUACCAAAAAGAAAAAAACCUGAAAACCUUGUUGUUAUGUUUGAUGGCAGAUUAUGUGUGCAUGUAGCCACUCUCUGUGGAAUUUUCACCCUACUGAGACCAAUGUCUAAACUUCUUGAAAUUCACUGAUACAAGGAUUUAGAAUCAUAGAAUCACAGAAUCAUUUUGGCUACAAAAGACCUUUAAGAUCAUCAAGUCCAACCAUUAACCUAGCACUCUCAAGUCCACCACUAAACCAUGUCCCUAAGCACUACAUCUACACAUCUUUUAAAUACCUCCAAGGAUGGUGAUUCAACCACUUCCCUGGGCAGCCUGGUCCACUGCCUGAUAACCUUUCUGGUGAAAGGUUUUUUUUCCUAAUAUCCAAUCUAAAUCUCCCUUGGCACUACUUGAAGCCAUUUCCUCUUGUCCUUUUGCUUCUUACUUGGGAGAAGAGACUAACACCCACCUUGCUACAACUUCCUUCCACAUUUGAUCACGUGGAACUAUUUUUUAUUUGUACUGAGGCCUUUUUGCACUUUUUGGAUGUCAGAAAAGGAUCCUCAAGUCCUGCUCAGCUGGUAUAAAUUAGCAUAGUUCCAUUAACAGUAACAGUACUUUGGGGUUUGCAUCAUCUGAGGAACUUCUCUUAGACUAGAUCAAAAGAAGCUUAGUGUGAGAAUUAGGCCAUCAUUUUUAUUAAGAAGAUGCUGAAGCACUCACUGCUUAGUAUGAAAUAAUCAAGAUUGCUCAUCACUUCUAAAAAGCAAGUGCAUUCAACAUUUUAGUUCUGCAAAAAUCAAACAGCAGAAUUUCUCAUGUGCAGCUCAGUCUUACUUGACGUUGCACAGUUUUUUACUCACAAAUCUCUGACAUUGUUUCAAACAUUUAAGAUUUACCCUGAAAGAAGUGUCAGUAUGACCUAACUGAUGGGAAAUUUGCACCUUACUGGUAAUGCAGAGAACAACUGUGUAUUGGUUUUGACAGAAUGAAAAAAUAUCCACAGUAAAUGGAAGCAAUUAUCCUUUCACAUUUUACAAAAGCUUUAAAUACCUCAUGUUGCUAUACAAUACUUUCUCAAAGCAAGUUUAUGCAUUUAAAGUUCUCUUGCAUUUUCCUUAGAUUCAGUUAAACAAAAAUAGUAUUUAUUUAUGUUCUUUGUUCAUAAGAAUAUUAGGUGUUCUAAAUAUUUUUCCACAAAAAUUGAAUACACGAUGAUGCUGCACGUUGGUGUGCCCCAAAUUAAACUUUGAUAUUCAAAAUGCAUAUUUUAGGCUACUUAGACUACUGCUCAAUACUAUAGAAAAUAUCAGUUGUAAACUGAAACAUACAUUAAACUCAGAUGGACUGCUGCAAAAUGUUCAUCUUUCAAGAGUAACAUAUUCAAAUAGCAGCCAAGUCACUUUUAAAUAAUGUCAGAUACUUCAGUCUCUUCCGUGGAGCAAGGCAAAUUUAAGUUUACCUGAGAAGAGAAAGAAAAUUUGCCUGUAAACCUUCCAACUUCGCAUCACAAACAUUGUUCUUUGAAUAUGCACCAAAGCAGUACAAUGCAUGGAGCAACAGAACUGUUGCUGGAGCUCAGGGUUUUCCUUUUCUCUGCAUCCCCUUUUGAGAGAUCUGAACAAAACAUUGGGUUUUCUCAAUCAUUUUGCAAAGGAGGACACUUCUAUUCCUGGAUACAGUGGAUAGCAUGGCACUUCAAAAUGUGAUAAUGAAGUUAUUUGACAGUUUCUGUGCCAAAUUUCUCUACCCAUCAAGGGGGUCCUUACUUUGGAUAUAGAGAAAUUUUUAAGGACUACUGACUUGUGAUAUAUCUUGGAAAUCAAUGGAAAGAUAGUAAGUUCAGUGGGAGUAGGGUUUGUUGAAAUACUCCUUGAACUGCUUCUUUAUUCAGUUGUAAGCUAUUUAGCUUCUGAAGAAUGAUCAGUUUUUGUCUUUUUGGGUAGACAGAUCCCAUACUUUAACACAGGUAGAACAUGAAUGCCCUUUCUCUUAAAAUGAAAUUAGGGAAAACCAGAUGAUGUAAUUUUUAUACAAGAGGCAACCAAAUUUGGUUUUCAGGUAUCUGUGGUUUUGUGAGAAACUAACAUUUUUAGGUUUCCUUUGGAAUAGUUCAACUUUGCAUGCAAUUAAUAGUGGCCUUGUGAGAAUAAAAAGCAGAUAGUGAUAUACUAAGUAAGUCUAUGUGCUACUUUAGAUGUGUGUUUACUUGAAUAAAUUAAUGGUACUUAUUUCAUCACAAGGUCAUUUUAUAAGUAAGCUUAUAAAAAUUGUGCUGUACUAUAGAGUAUGUGUAAAACAUGCACAUUUUUUAGAUUCUGAUCUUCACCAGCUCUGUUUUCUCUGUUGCUCUCUGUAAUACACUGAAACUGUUCAGUACACACAAUACAACUAUUCAAUUGAAAAACUAACUGUAAAUAUAAAAUACAGAUAUUUUGCAUUAGAUUUACAUCCAACAUUCUUCAAUUCAGGAAUCUGUUUCAACUGCCUGUUAAAUGCAGAUCUACAAUAAUGGUGGCAUGCUGCUGUUAUAUUAUCAAAUUGAUGGAACGCGGAAAUUUCAGACUCUUUCAUGAUAGAGACACAGAUGUUUGCUGGUUGUAUCAUGGGCAAAUUCAUUUAUUUCAGUGUAAAUGUCAGCACAGUCUUGCAUAGUUAUAUUCUGACUGAAGGUAAUCAACAAAGUUUAUAAAAUGUGACGUGUAUGUAUAUAUGUGUCUUCUUAAAAAUAGAUGUUUUCCCAGAUCCUUUUUUAUACCAGUACAAAUUUGGAAUUUACAUUAUAUACAUAUACUUUAUUGUUCUAAAUAAAGAUAUUAUGCACUGCC